AUGAUUGAUGAAAGUAGUAGUAGCAGUAGUAGCAACACUAAAAUUACAAGAUCCUACGAUGAGGACGAUCAAAAAGUAAUAGAAACAACUACCAUUACAAGUUUGGAAACUAGUACCCGCACAACCAGGUUGGAUAGGUUUGUGACAUUUGUAAAUAAUUCUGCACCCUAUCAAUAUGAAGUAUUGGCAGUUGUGUGUGGCAUAUUGGGAGUUAUUUUGUCCAUAUGUUCUGGAAGUUUAAAUCGAGAUUGGGUAGAGUUUCCAUCAACCAUUUCUACUCUAAAUAGUAAUUUUAAUCAAGCAUCGGGUAGAAUUUUCUUUGCUUCUCUACUAUCAGCAGGAAUAUGUUUUAUUAAAAGUGAUACAGUUAGAUAUAGUAGAUCAUGGUUACAAGCAAUUAAUUCAUCUUGUUAUAUUUCUAUCAUAGUAAUAGGAUUGAUUCCUACUGCUUCCUUUAAUGGAGGUAGAGAUAACUUAUUUUUGAUUGCUAUUCAUGGUACUGCAGCUGGGUAUCUAUUCUUUAUAUCACCGAUUAUAAAGUUCCUUGCUCUUUCUAUUGGUCAAAAUAGCAAGCCAAGAACACUGUCUACUGUUGCCAGACUUUUUCUAACUGCCGCUAGUAGUAUUUGCUUUGUUGGUUUUGUUAUUCUCCAAUCAAUCAUUUGGAGUCGAGGCUACACUGACAUGCUUACGACAAAAAGCUCAUCGUCAUCAGAUUCUGACCAUCCCUAUGCAAUUCCAAUCAAUAUUGCCAGCUUUACUUUGGAAGGUUUAUGUGCCAUAUUAGUUUUUGUAGAGUUGGUUAUAUCUACCAAAGACAAUGAAGUCAUCGAGUCUAGAAAAAAUCUUUUAUUCAACUAA
Cavenderia fasciculata is the source of this 861-nucleotide messenger RNA. RefSeq lists its product as uncharacterized. The record is from RefSeq and is a predicted model, not a curated record. Bases 1 to 861 code for a protein of 286 amino acids. NCBI's taxonomy places the organism in Eukaryota, Evosea, Eumycetozoa, Acytosteliales, Cavenderiaceae. The transcript is spliced from 2 exons.